Messenger RNA from Exophiala aquamarina CBS 119918, 2796 nucleotides. RefSeq lists its product as uncharacterized. Gene Ontology annotation, cellular component: spindle pole; centrosome; gamma-tubulin complex. Lineage: Eukaryota; Fungi; Ascomycota; Eurotiomycetes; Chaetothyriales; Herpotrichiellaceae. Bases 1 to 2796 code for a protein of 931 amino acids. The record is from RefSeq and is a predicted model, not a curated record. The transcript has a single exon. Gene Ontology annotation, biological process: cytoplasmic microtubule organization; spindle assembly; mitotic cell cycle. Gene Ontology annotation, molecular function: gamma-tubulin binding; microtubule minus-end binding.
AUGUCUCGACAAAUCUACCACGAUCCAUUCUCAAUCGAGACGCUCGCCAAACUCCCUUCGCUCCUUGUUGAUCCCAGCGCAGUAUGGGAUGGUUUCAUUUUUGAUAACAGCCUCGAGAGCAAUCUCUUACAGCUGAGCGAGUCCGAGGCCAAGGCCCUCCCUGAACUCCAACCAGCCCUGUUAGCCUUGAACUUGGACAGCGUGCCUCUACAAGGCCUUUCAACCCCUCCUUCUGCUUCUUCGGAAACUAGCAGCAAUGAGUUCUUCGAGGUUCAGGAACAUCUAUCUGAUGAGGAGGCGGAUAACCAUGGUGACGAUGAUGCUACAAACAUCUGGACUCUGCCAGAAAUCUCCAAGAGAAGUCGGAAAAGCCGUUUGAUCUGCUGGGACAACUUCUUGAACGAGAAGCACAAAGAAUUACAGUCAGGCUAUCUCAGCGAAGUUAGCCCAAUGGUAUUCAGUACCAUUGUGAACAGACCGGCAACAAACUCGUUGAAACUCGUCAAGAGCGAUGUCCUGCUCAAUGCCACCUUCGAGCUGAGCAUGGGGCGCAGCUCUGGGCUAUUCAACUGGAAUGAAAGCAAAGGGGCCUUUGAGGCUUGUUGGGAUAAUCUGACCGCCAUAGGCUACAGUGGGAGUCUGCUGCGAAAUACUAUCGCGAUAUUUUCGAAUGUUGGUACCGGAACCCGGAAACUGGUCGAACUGUUCAAGGACCUGGACAUGAGAGGCCACAAAAUGCUUCCCUCAACGAUCGCGUUGAUAUCAUCCGUUAGGUCUGCCUUGUUUGUCAUCCACAAGCACCUCGAAGACAUUCGGGCACAUGUUUCAUCUCUCCUGCAACUCAGAAACAUCAUUGAUAAAGUCAAGACGCUUAUUCAUGUCUUGAGCAACCUUUGCAAUGUCGUUAAGACUCUGUGUUCCGAUCAAGAAGUUAUUUUGUGCCUGAUGCAGGAAGCGUCAAUUGCUUCAGUAGCGCAUUCUGGGCUUGAUGCAAUACUGCAAGUGAUCUUCACCCAGGUCACACGUCCGGGUCUAGAAAAGCUGAGCAGUGAGAUUGGCUUAACUUCUACUCUAAUUAACAAUCACUCUCCGGAUCUUAUGGUCGAUGAAGAAGACUAUGGAGGUUCAUGGCUGAGCUUGCUCUCAGCUGAGAGCUCACAGCUCAUAUCCCAAACACGGCAAAGCCUCCACUUACUUCGACAAUAUGCUCCACAGGCUUUGGUCUUCUAUAACUCAAGGAGUAUAGCGAGCUCUACUUUGACCUUGCAGCCUGUUUAUUCCUACCUUGCAAUAUGCCAACAACAGAAGCUGGCCUCCGAGUAUGAAUCCACAUUGAAAUUGUCUUUCGUGGCGCCAGAGAGUGGUUCCCUAAAUCCUAGUAGCGGACUCACCCUCACACAGUGCUCGUGGCGAAGAGAGGAUGCUUCUACCGUAUUUAGCGAGGGCCCCUUCACACUGAACCUGGAUCUUUUCGGCUCACAUAUGCCUAAACGGCAAGCUGAGCUCGAACAUGAGGUCACUGCUUAUCUCAAUGACUGUCACAUGGAACGGCCAGAACCUUUUCAACUCCAGCUCGAUCAGGCUCUGGUUUCUUCUGUGGCUCCUGCGCUUGCAGCACAGCAUAGGCUCCUCUCUUACUCUAUUCUUCAGAUACUAUUCGAGGAACAUAACCUCCUCGCUCACAUCAAUCUUCAACGGAACUUUCAUUUAUUUGGUCACCCAACAUUCCCGCAACGCCUUACCAUGGCUCUUUUUGAUCCGAACCAGACCAGCGGGGAGGGCAAGCGAUUGACCGGGAGUUACACUGGCCUGCGUUUGCAAGCUCGUGAUACGUGGCCACCAGCGGGCUCAGAGCUCCGACUUGUUCUUAUGGGCAUUCUCUCUGAUAGCCUCGCAUGUUCAGACGAGAGAUCAUUCGAAAGCUCCAUCUCAUUUGCUAUCCGAGACAUGCCGUUGGAUGAGCUCGAGAAAUGUCGUGAGGUAAAUUCCAUCCAUGCGCUACGUUUCCUCAGGUUGCAGUACAAAGCACCAAACCAUAUCUUGGAAAGUGUACUUAGCCCAAGCAUUCUUGACAAGUACGACCGUGUCUUCCAGCACCUUCUGCUCAUUCUCCGGCUACAUAGUGUAACGGAAGGUCUGCUGAGGGAUAAUUGCAGUACAAGAGAUGCUUCUAAAAAGAAUCUUCUCGAUCAGAAGCUCAUAUUAGAAAUGCACCACUUCAUUUCAAUGUUAGCCGACUAUUGCCAGAACACGGCAAUAAACCUUUGUUGGGAGCACUUCGAUGGCAUCCUGGAAAAAGUGAAAGGUCUUAUUGAAAGGAAAGACUAUGAUAAUACUCUGAAAAUUGUGAAGAGCCAGGACUUUCUCAAGACAUUGCUUGAGCAAACACUUGAUGACACCCUGCACGCAAUGCUGUUAAGGAAGAAACAGGCGAGAGGUUUACAAUUGCUGCAUGGGAUGUUCAAUCUAAUCUUGGAAUUUGCGGCCUCAAAAAGGAGCCAGACUGAAGCGAGUGAGUCAAAAUUGAGGGAUUACAACGACGAACCUACGAUGAGACGAUAUAACCAUGACUUUAAGACGCAUAUGACUGGGUUGAUCGAGAUGCUGAAAGCCCAAAGCCAGUAUCGACCACAUCAGAAGGUCGGAGGAAUCGAAGGAUUUGGCAUUGGUAGUAGCGCGGCGGACAACCCCGUUGACCAUCUGUUGCUCAAACUAGACAUGUUUGGGUACUGGAGCUCAGGGAGGAGAAAAGGGAUCUUUGCAUCUCGACUGCCCACGAUGGUAUCUGAUCAGUAG